Messenger RNA from Periophthalmus magnuspinnatus, 1641 nucleotides. Its product is annotated as cholesterol side-chain cleavage enzyme, mitochondrial. Gene Ontology annotation, biological process: cortisol metabolic process; C21-steroid hormone biosynthetic process; cholesterol metabolic process. Lineage: Eukaryota; Metazoa; Chordata; Actinopteri; Gobiiformes; Gobiidae. Gene Ontology annotation, molecular function: heme binding; oxidoreductase activity, acting on paired donors, with incorporation or reduction of molecular oxygen; monooxygenase activity. Gene Ontology annotation, cellular component: mitochondrial inner membrane. Bases 82 to 1641 code for a protein of 519 amino acids. The transcript is spliced from 9 exons. The record is from RefSeq and is a predicted model, not a curated record.
CUGAGCGGGGGGAGUCUCCUUGGACAGCCUCCUCACACAUGUCCCUGCCUCAGAGCUGCUCAGUUUCAUUGUGAUCUUACUAUGGCCCGUUGGAGCGUCUGGCGCUGCCCGCUGGUGAAGCCUCUGUCCUGGGCAGAGGGGGGGUCCCCCGUGGGUGCCCGCUGCAGCAGCAGUUUACCUGUGGUUCGACAGCCGUACACAGAGAGUGCCAGCAUCAUCCGGCCCUUCAGUGAGGUCCCCGGGCUGUGGAAGAAUGGAUUGGCCAAUCUCUACAACUUCUGGAAACAGGACGGCUUCAGAAACCUCCAUCGCAUCAUGGUGCAAAACUUCAACACGUUUGGGCCCAUUUACAGAGAAAAGAUCGGCUACUACGAGAGUGUAAACAUCAUCAACCCAGAGGACGCAGCUGUUCUGUUCAAAGCCGAGGGCCACUACCCCAAAAGGCUCAAAGUGGAAGCAUGGACUGCAUACAGAGACUACAGAAACCGCAAAUACGGAGUGCUCCUCAAGAGUGGGGAGGACUGGCGUUCCAACCGUGUCAUUCUGAAUAAAGAGGUGAUUGCUCCCAAAGUGCAGGAGAACUUUGUCCCUCUGCUUGAAGAAGUGGGCCAUGAUUUUGUUGCCAGAGUUCACAAAAAAAUCAAGCGAUGUGGUCAAAACAAAUGGACCACGGACUUGUCUCAGGAGCUGUUCAAAUAUGCACUGGAAUCGGUGAGUUUGGUGUUGUAUGGGGAGCGUUUGGGGUUGAUGUUGGACUACAUAGACCCUGAUGCGCAGCAUUUCAUCGACUGCAUCACGCUCAUGUUUAAGACGACCUCACCCAUGCUGUACGUGCCGCCGGAGCUGCUCAGGAGACUGGGAUCCAAAGUGUGGAGGGACCACGUGGACGCCUGGGAUGGCAUUUUCAACCAAGCUGACCGCUGCAUCCAGAACAUCUACAGACAGCUCCGCCAGGACGCAGGUCAGUCCAAGAAGUACCCUGGAGUCCUGGCCAGUCUGCUGCUGCUGGACAAACUGUCUAUUGAGGACAUCAAGGCUAGCAUUACAGAGCUAAUGGCUGGAGGAGUGGAUACGACCUCCAUUACUCUUCUGUGGACUCUGUAUGAGUUGGCACGGCACCCAAACCUCCAGGAGGAGCUGAGGGCGGAGGUGGUCAAGGCUCGAGCGGAGAGCCAGGGAAACAUGCAGGAAAUGCUCAAGCACAUUCCUCUGGUCAAAGGAGCGCUCAAGGAGACUCUGAGGUUACAUCCAGUUGCUGUGAGCUUGCAGAGAUAUAUCGCAGAGGACAUCAUCAUUCAGAACUACCACAUCCCCGCCGGGACCCUGGUGCAGCUCGGUCUGUUUGCAAUGGGGCGGGACCCUAAGGUGUUCUUCAGGCCGGAGCAGUACCUUCCAUCUCGCUGGCUCCGCACAGAGACGCAGUACUUCAAGAGCCUGGGCUUUGGAUUUGGGCCUCGUCAGUGCUUGGGCCGAAGGAUCGCAGAGAUGGAGAUGCAGAUCUUCCUCAUUCAUAUGUUGGAGAAUUUCAAAGUAGAGAAGCAGAGGCACCUGGAGGCCCGGAGCACGUUUGAGCUGAUCCUCGUUCCAGACAAACCCAUUAUUCUCACACUGAAGCCUCUCCAGAACAGCCAGCAUGUAUAA